Messenger RNA from Acinonyx jubatus (cheetah), 3991 nucleotides. It is a transcript of the gene SLC2A9, whose product is annotated as solute carrier family 2 member 9. The transcript is spliced from 11 exons. Bases 1068 to 2552 code for a protein of 494 amino acids. The record is from RefSeq and is a predicted model, not a curated record. Gene Ontology annotation, cellular component: membrane. Gene Ontology annotation, molecular function: hexose transmembrane transporter activity. Lineage: Eukaryota; Metazoa; Chordata; Mammalia; Carnivora; Felidae. Gene Ontology annotation, biological process: monosaccharide transmembrane transport.
AGCAAGAUCAGAUGAGACCGCCUGUUACAGAUGAAGCCAGGCAGGAAGGGCCUGAGCUAAAGAGGGGGUAGGGGAGGAAGAAUGACGGUGAGUAUAAUGCCCCCAUCCAGACAGCACAGCGAGGGUCUUCACGACACAGGGAGGCAGCUGUCCCUUUGCUGCCCCUUCCCGUCCUUCAGGGCCCAGCCAUCCUCAAUUACCUUCCUCCCCCGCCUACUCCAGGGUAUCUGUGCCUGCAGGCCUUGGCUCGAUGCCCUCCCACCCCACACCCUCUGCCUGCAUGCUUCCCAGGGCUACUCAGAAAUCACCUCUUCCGGAAAGUCUUCCGUGAUCCAGCCCCAGUUUCAAUGCCUGUGUUCCACUACACCUAGUUUCUUUGCUUCCCGUCUCUUUUUGCGGACUCGAGGCCUCCCUGGCCUCCUAGGGGUUCUGAAUUCCCCAGUCAGGCCCUUGCCCACCGGCCUGUGCCCCUGCUCUCUGCCUCUGGGUGCAAAUGGCCGACACAAGCUGUCCUAAACCUGUCACGAUUAAAGGUACACUUCUCCGACAUCCAGGGCAAGUUGGCCACGUGGUGAACAAAUUCUCAUGACAUCUGGUGUGCAUGAGAGGUCUUGCCUCCUUAAUGCUUUCCCUGAGCUGAGCCAGCCCGGGGCGGGCACGUGGGAGGUAUUCCCUGGGCCAAUGCUGAAUGAGAAGCAUAGAGGAAUGUCCGACUGGCAGGUUCUUUUUCUUCCAAACCCAGAGCCUCCCCAUUUGUGCCCGAGCUAAGGGCGGCUUACGCCUAUGUCCAGCACGCUGGCCGGGGCUGUGUGUUUUCUACCUGAGCCUCAGAGGAAUUGCAGGGCAGUCCAGGAGGGAUCGGUCUUCCAUGUUGCCCUCGUAAACGCAGCAGCUCAGAGGAGCCAAGUGACCAGGCUAAGGCCACGCAGUUAGAGAGGCAGGGUGGGGACCCCAGCCGGCUUUCCCUGCCGUCGGUGACCUGGCGUUCUGUGCCGAUCCUCGGAGAGGCGCCCCGGCUUUAUGGCCAGCGCUCCCCUCCCGGCUCGCUGGCCUCGUUGGCCAGGAAAAUGAAAGGUGCUGAUGCCAAAGGAAAAAUCCAUACCCGGGGUGGUGGUUCCCGAGAAGGCCAGUUUCCCUCCAGGAUUCCUCGGUGCUGCUAUGACAGCAGGGGGGAAAGCGCACGGUGCCCGUUUCCUGUUCAGACAAGACAGAGCGGCCGCAUUUCCUGCCAGGCCCCCGCCCCCUCGUGGACUCUGCCUCCUGCACCGAGAUGCCCCGGGAUGGCCUGCGGGAGCAUGGACUCCCGGGCCUGGGCUCCCCUGACGCGCAGCCCCGGCCAUCCGGGGGCCGCUGAGUGUGGCCGCGCCCUGAGAGGGACGCCGGGCGGGAGGACCAGAAAGGACUGGUCCUGCUGGCUCAUCGUGGCCUCUCUGGUGGGCGCCUUCGGCUCCUCCUUCCUCUAUGGGUACAACCUGUCGGUGGUGAACGCCCCAACUCUGUACAUCAAGUCCUUCUACAAUGAAUCGUGGGAAAGAAGGCACGGACAUCCAAUAGACCAAGACACUCUGACCCUGCUCUGGUCUGUGACGGUGUCCAUAUUCGCCAUUGGUGGACUCGUGGGGACGUUACUGGUGAAGCUGAUCGGAAAGGUUCUUGGGAGGAAGCACACUCUGCUGGUCAACAAUGGGUUUGCGAUAUCUGCUGCACUGCUCAUGGCCUGUUCUCUCCAGGCAGGAGCCUUUGAAAUGCUCAUCGUGGGGCGUUUCAUCAUGGGCGUGGAUGGAGGCAUCGCCCUCAGCGCGCUUCCCAUGUACCUGAACGAGAUCUCGCCCAAGGCGAUCCGUGGCUCUCUGGGGCAGGUGACCGCCAUCUUCAUCUGCGUUGGCGUGUUCGUGGGGCAGCUGCUGGGCCUGCCUGAGCUGCUGGGAAAGGAGAGCACCUGGCCAUACCUGUUUGGAGUGAUCGCUGUCCCUGCCUUGGUCCAGCUGGUGACCCUGCCUUUUCUCCCCGAGAGCCCCCGCUACCUGCUCUUUGAGAAGCACGACCAGGCCGGAGCCGAGAAAGCCUUCCGAACCUUCCUGGGCAAAGAGGAUGUCUCCCGAGAGGUGGAGGAGGUCCUGGCAGAGAGCCGCUUGCAGAGGAACAUCCACCUGGUCUCCGUGCUGGAGCUGCUGCGGAGUCCCUUCGUCCGCUGGCAGGUCAUCACUGUGGUCGUCACCAUGGCCAGCUACCAGCUCUGCGGUCUCAACGCGAUUUGGUUCUACACCAAUAGCAUCUUUGGGAAAGCUGGGGUCCCUCCGGAAAAGAUCCCAUACAUCACCUUGAGCACCGGUGGCAUUGAGACUUUGGCCGCCAUCUUCUCUGGCUUGGUCAUUGAGCGCCUGGGACGGAGACCCCUCCUCAUGGGUGGCUUUGGGCUGAUGGCCCUCUUCUUUGGGAUCCUCACCGUUACAUUGACACUGCAGGACCACGCCCCCUGGAUCCCAUACCUGAGUAUCGUGUGCAUUCUGGCCAUCAUAGCCUCCUUCUGCAGUGGGCCAGAUGGUAGCUAGCCGGUAACAGGCUCGCCCAGAGUGGGGUGACUGAUAACGUAGAGCAGCGUCACAGCUACAAUAACAGUUGCAAGAGCUCUGAGCCAGAUGCGCUAGCUUGGGCUGAAUGGGAGAUACUCAAGUUACGGUCUGUGCCCACAGAGAAGUGACCACUUAGCGUGGAAGAUAUAACAAUAAUAAUAGUGAUAAUAGUAAUGUCCAAGAUUUGCUGAUCACUGGGGAUGUGCCAGACGUGGCCAAGCACUUGAUGCGUGCUGACUCGUCUGGGCUCGUGGCAGCUCUAGAGGAGGCAGGGAUGGGAACGACUUGUAUGCAGAGAGCUUUGUUGGACUCGCCCGACUCCCAGGAACCCAGCCACCACCUUAUACUGGAGCUGCCUGAGGGUGGAGUCUGGAGUGUUCUGAGCCUCCAUGUGCCCAGGACACACUUCCAGCCUCCACUCUGCCAUUUCCCUAUGGGACAAGUCCUCUUCUCUCCUUGGGCCUCAGUGUCCCCAUCUAUAAAAUGGCCCUGCCUUUCCCUGGCUCUGUGUCUGUGUGCUCAGGGGCCCCCACCAGAGGCCACGCUGGGGCUGAGAAGGGCUUCAGGGCAGGUCUGACAGUUGUGCACAUCCGUCUGGAGGGUGUGGCUGUGGUUCCUUGUUUUGGCUUGUAUGUGGAUGAAAACAACAGUGUGUUUCUAUCAGAACAAAUAGAACUGAAUUUCUGUUUCUCCCUUUGUGUUGCUGCUUUUCACGGGCGUCAAGCUCCCUGUCCUGUCACGUUGGUGGACAGACAGCAUCUGUCCCCUGUUCAGGACAGCAGUAUGUUAUAGGGAGGUGGCAGAAUGGGCUGUGGAACGGCUGGCAGAGGGCAUUAGGCCUGCACGUGUGUGUGCACACACCCGGGCACACACACCCUCACCACGUUGUGGCGGUGAUUGGAGGGACCUUCCAGGCGGGGCAGCAAAUUGACUGGAGGGCCACAAGGAGCACACAUUGCAGUUAAAGCAGAUUCAAUGGGUAAACGUGCUCAGUCCUAUGGGGUCCCCCUUUGCUCCCUGUGUGGUCAGCAUUCUCACGGGAACCCCUGCAGGCGGGCAGCCAGAGGCUCCCCACUAGCCCUGGAAACACCGGGGCGCAGACCAAAAGGACAGCCUCUGCUCCCACGGGGCUUAUAGGCUGGAAUGAAAAUCAGACAUCGGGCCUGGGGGAGCCUCUCUCAACCUCUUAAUCGAAAAUCAGCAUUCACAUGCAUACACGCAUACAGGCACACACAUGUGCAUACCCACGUUUCCAUGCAUGCACACAUGUGCACACACAUACACACGCAGGUGCAUAUGUGUACAUGUUCGUGCACAUACAUGCAGAGCCAUGUGAGCACAUGUGCAAUACAUACACACAGGCACAUACGUAUACACGCGUGCACACGCAUGCAUACACGCACACGAGUACACACAGG